Messenger RNA from Paramecium tetraurelia, 3621 nucleotides. RefSeq lists its product as uncharacterized. The transcript is spliced from 6 exons. NCBI's taxonomy places the organism in Eukaryota, Ciliophora, Oligohymenophorea, Peniculida, Parameciidae. The record is from RefSeq and is a predicted model, not a curated record.
AUGAAUAAUCGACGAGUGUUUUAUGAUGAGUCCAUUUGGGAACGGUUUGAGAACAGGAUAAAAACCUGGACUUAUGGACUCACCCACGAAUUGUUGCAGAAUUAGGUUUGCAGUCCAUUCUUGUUCAAGUUCCUAAUAUUGAUUGAGCUCAUCUAACUUCUGUAUUAUUCGAUUCAUCCCAACUUAGAUUUUCUAUUCAAAACGGUGUGGUUGGAGUACUUCCGUAAUGCAUUGCAAUACUUCUAAGUGAAUUACAUCAUAUUCAACGGUGGAGUGAAUGUGCUGUUAAUAGUAAUGUACAUUUCCUUUGGAGUUCAGAUUCUCAUGUUGUUCCUGUUGAUCAUAAUUACAUUCAAACUGACAUCAAAUAAGAGGAAGCCAAGCACCUUUCUUACAUACUGUCUAAAAAUAUUUUCCUUGUAUGGCUUGCUUUUGAAUACCAUUUUGACAAUCCCCAUAUUCAAUUCCUUCAUCGGCACCAUUUAUUGCAACUCCGACGCUCCCUUUUCCGAUGGUUUAGAAUGUUACGCUGGUCUCCACUUUUUGCAUAUAUCAUUGGCUAUAAUCGGCUUAAUCUUAUUUCUAAUCAAUGUACUCUAUUUCGGAUUGCUUUAUGCUGAACUCAAUCCAAGUUCCCCAAUCCCCUUUGCAUCUCCCCAGUCCAAAAAUCCAUUGGUUAGAUAGUUGAUCAAAAUCAUUCUUCCUCUCUACGUGACUCUGGAUUUCAAUGGCGAAAUCGCAGAAGUCUACAUAUCUCUUUUGGCAGCAUUUUAUCUACUCCUGCUGGUCCAAAGAUAUCGAUCUCCACCCUAUUACAAUAAGAGUGUAUAUGGAUUCAUCGUAGUGCAGGAAGUAUUACUCUUCUGGGCAAGUUUGGUAGGCGUCAUAACUGCAUUUCUGGAUUUAGGUGCUGUUGAUGAUAUUGGAUUGUUUUACAUGAUUUUGGGAAUGCCAUUGCUUUCCUUAGUCUAUUUCCAAUUAUUGACUUUUAGACAAUAACAGCUAUUAAAAACCCCCAUUAAAUCAUUCAAAAAGGAGACAGACAUCGAAAUCUAUAUAAAUCAUCUCAUGGAUUUAAUUGAAAAUCGUGAAAUUCUUCAAUCCAGAAUUGUGUUGGAAGGUGUAUUAAAGUUGCAUCUAAAAAAUUGUGGAAAGCCCAGUGAAAACUGUGUUUGUCAGUAAUUGGUAGCAGACAACUUGAAGGAUGAAGAAACACCCCAAAAAUUGAAGAGAUGGUAUCAACUAAUAAAGAGUAUUAUAUCUGAUGCUCUGGAUAGGUAUCCAAAAUGUCCAAGAUUGCAUCUGUUGAAUUCAUACAUACAUCAUGAGAAAUUGAAGAAUAAAUUCAAAGCCUUAUUUGAAUUGAUGAUCACUGAAGAAAACAAACCGAAUUUACAGGAAGAAUUUAGUAUUUAUAGAUAUAAGAAUCUGAUUGAAGAGGAAAUGAUCGAGAAUGAUAUGAGAACAUCUGAAAAUAAAGGAGUAGAUGUCAAUAUCAUUGUAGUAUUCUAAAAUAAAUUUGUCAAUUUCCUCGGUAGUAUAGAAAAAAGUGUUACUUUACAUAUGGAAUUUUGGAGAGAACUACUUGAAGAAAACCCAGACAUUUAGAAAUUGUAAUCACUUGGAUCUAAAAUUACAAACACUGUUGAAUCUACAAGUGAUUUCUACAAAAAACUGUAAGAGAUGAAUCAGAAUCAUAUCAAAUGUCUGUAAGUAUACGGCAACUUUUUGAAGGAUAUUGUUAAUGACGAUGUGGAAGGAUAAAGGAUCUUGGAGAAAGCUGAAUAUAUACAAAAGAGCACUGCUGUCAAUAAGUUAGGAUUAGAUUAAGAAAGAUAGAAGUAUGGUGAAAAUGCCAAUACUUGUAUUAUCACUUGUUCAGGCAAUUAUAAUAAUAUAGGUGUGGUUACUAAUGUUAACAACGAAAUAACUAGAAUCCUAGGGUUCUCUAAGUCAGACAUAAUUGGAUAGAAUGUAAAUAGAAUCAUGCCAAAAGUAUAUGCUGAUCAACACGAUCAAUUCAUGAAGAACUAUUUAGAAACCAGUGAUUCCAAAGUGAUUGGAUAGGAAAGAAUACUAUUAGCUCAAAAUAAGAACAAUUAUUUGGUGCCAUGCACUCUCAUGAUUAAAGUCUUGCCUAAUUUGGAUGAAGGAAUUUAGAUAGUGGGAUUCUUGAAAGACAUAGAACCUGGAAGUUCAUAUUUAAGAAGUGAAUAAGAAAUCGAUUAGGAGUGGCAUUUCAUAAUCAUCAAUGUUAAUAGUCAAGCCAUCUUGGGAAUUACUUAAUCCUGUUAUACCAGAUAUGGUAUUCCAGCAUCUUUGGUCUAUGGUAAUUCAACGAAUACUAAUGAAUUCACUAUUGAUGCCAUUGCUCCUGAAUUAGUGGAUAGUAAAAAUUAGGAUGAUCUCAAAUCUCAAGGCUUGGUUACUACUAUUGAUACUUCUUAACUCCAACAAAACUUCCUGUUGGGACGAGGAGAAAGUGAUGAUGAGAUGUCACUGGAAGAGGAAGAAAACAUAUACGAACCUCCAUAAUAAGCUUCAUAGAUGUAAUCUAAGAUUGGAGAUUCAAAUUUAGGUUAAAUGCUCAAUUAGAAUCAUUAAUAUAAAGAAACUGCCGUUGAUUUAUCGCAAUAAUAAGUCUAGAAUUCAAAAAUAGAGGAGGCCAAAAGUAAGAAGUUGCAGAAGUAGCAAAGAUAUAAAAAAUAUAAGAUUAAAGCUUUUGUUUAAGAUGAGACAGAAUUUGGCGAUUAAAAAAUAUAGAUCAUCAGAUUUUAUGAAGUUGAUGAGAAUGAGGAAAUUAAAUAAUAAAGAUCGAUGGAACCAGCAGCUGAAGAAGCACAAUAGAAUUAGAUGAAAACUGUUAUGAAGGAUGAAUAAUAAGUCUAAGAAGAUGUGAAUGCAUCUGAGGGAGAAUCCAAUUUAUCAGGUGGAUCAGUAAAUGAUGAUAUGAGAUAAUUGAAAGACUUCAAGGCAUUAAUUUCAGAAAAAACAGAGCCAAAAUACAUUCGUAUUCUGAAACGAACUGUCUGGUUUAUUAUGCUCAUACUCAUUGUUCUAAGUGCACUUAUAUUGGGAUACAGAAUGACUCAAAGUUCGGAUGUCUAAGAAGGUGCUGAUGCCAUCUAUUUAUCCUAUAUGAGACAUAAUAUUAUGGCAGAUGUCAACUUUUACACUCGAUUACUGUAGAUGUUGGGCAACAGUACUUACAUAGCUGAUAAACAUGGUUACACUACAGCAAAUGCAGACACAUUUAUUAAGGCCAAUCUGUCCUAUUUGGUGGAUACUUUGAAGGUAGUGCAAUUUGAUGUCAUCAAGGCCAGAAUCAAAAUGGAGGCUAGAAUGACUGGAUCGUCCAAUUUGGAAACUUAUUAAGUGAAGUUUUUGUUGACUUCUGGAGAGGAGAAAAUUUACGACAACAUUUUUAAUGAUGCAUUAUUUUAAAUUAUUACUUCUGCUUCUUCAUUGAGAAAUUCAUCUGCAGCAUCAUUUAAUGGUUCUGUAACAACAGUCGACAAUACACAAAAGAACUUUUUUUAUGUGAUGACCAAUGGCUUAUUUGUUUUGAGAAAGGGAUCAGAGGAUAUUGCAUAAAGAUUUUUCGAUUUUUAGUUCGGAUGA